This is a messenger RNA of Rana temporaria (common frog), 6536 nucleotides long. RefSeq names its product collagen type V alpha 2 chain (gene COL5A2). Gene Ontology annotation, cellular component: collagen type V trimer. The record is from RefSeq and is a predicted model, not a curated record. The transcript has 54 exons. Gene Ontology annotation, molecular function: extracellular matrix structural constituent; protein binding. Lineage: Eukaryota; Metazoa; Chordata; Amphibia; Anura; Ranidae. The coding region runs from base 140 to 4615 and encodes 1491 amino acids.
CUUCAAAAAAGGUCUUGUUUGCAGACUUUGUCUUGGAGCUCAGAGGAAACAUACUGGUGGCUUAAUGGUGCUCAGAAGACCUUAACUUUUUUUUUAUUUCACCCCCAAAUAAGAAGAAUCACAUGUCUAGAAGUUAGGCAUGAUGAUUUUAAUACAGAGAAGGAAUUUUUUUAUUUUUUCACUUUUCAUAGGGCAGUUUCUAGCUGUACAAGCUCAAGAUGAAGAAAGUGGGGAAACAGAAGGUUUGGCCUGCAAGCAAGGGGACAAGAUUUACAUGAAUCAAGAUGUUUGGAAACCAUCUGCAUGUCAAAUAUGUGUCUGUGACAGUGGUGCCAUUUUGUGUGAUAAUAUCCAGUGCCCUGAAAUUGUAGACUGUGACAAUCCUGAGGUCCCAUCUGGAGAAUGUUGCCCGGUGUGCAGAUUUGGAGAUCGUCCCAAUAAUCCCAGUAGAGGAUUAAAGGGUCAAAAGGGAGAUCCUGGAGAUGUGCCUGCUGUAUCUGGAAUUCGUGGACGGCCAGGGCCUGCUGGACCUCCAGGAUCACAAGGACCUAGAGGAGAUAGAGGACCAAAGGGAAAACCUGGUUAUCGGGGUCCUGCUGGAAUUGAUGGAGAACCUGGUAUUCCUGGACAGCCUGGUGACCCUGGACCACCUGGACACCCCUCCAUUCCAGGAACUCAUCCACUUCAGUCCCAAAUGCAAGGAGGCUUUGAUGAAAAAUCUGGACUUGGUUCCCAAAUAGGACUAAUGCCCGGUUCAUUGGGACAACCUGGACCAAGAGGCCCACAGGGUGUGCCUGGCAACCCGGGUGGAAUGGGUCCUCCAGGCCCUCCUGGUGAAGUCGGUGAACCAGGAGGUAUGGGCUCACCAGGUCCACGUGGCCCUGAAGGUCCUCUAGGAAAACCAGGUGAAGAUGGAGAGGCAGGAAGAGCCGGACAGACAGGCGAAACAGGAUUCCCAGGAUCUACUGGGGCAAGAGGAUUUCCUGGUGCUCCUGGGCUUCCUGGACUAAAAGGACACAGAGGUCAUAAAGGUCUGGACGGUCCAAAAGGUGAAAUUGGAACAGCCGGGUCAAAGGGAGAAUCAGGUCCUACUGGUCCAAUGGGUACUAACGGUCCUUCGGGACCAAGGGGAAUGCCUGGUGAGAGAGGACGUAUGGGAUCUCAAGGUGUACCAGGUGCAAGAGGUGCUAAUGGGCUUUCUGGAGCAGCUGGAGCUAUAGGGCCCAUAGGUUUAAAUGGUGCUGCAGGAUUUCCUGGCAUCCCCGGAACAAAGGGUGAAGCUGGACCAACAGGAGCACGAGGCCCUGAAGGACCCCAAGGAUCAAGAGGGGAGACUGGAUCACAAGGACCAGCUGGUUCAUCAGGUCUUCCAGGUGCCCUUGGAACUGAUGGCACGGGUGGUGCUAAAGGACCUUCUGGUGUUCCUGGUGUUGCAGGUUCUCCUGGCCUUAUAGGACCACCUGGAUCUCCAGGACCUCAAGGAAGUACUGGAGCACCUGGUAUUCGUGGCUCAGCGGGCGAUCCUGGUGUUGCUGGUUUUAAAGGUGAAGGUGGUCCCAAAGGCGAACCUGGUCCCCAUGGUCCACAAGGCGCAAUUGGUCCACAAGGAGAAGAAGGUAAAAGAGGUCCCCGUGGAGACACAGGAUCAAUUGGGCCACCAGGCCCAGUUGGAGAAAGGGGUGCACCUGGUAAUCGAGGCUUCCCUGGAUCAGAUGGUUUACCUGGGCCUAAGGGAGCUCAAGGUGAACGUGGAAUUGCAGGAACCUCGGGACCUAAAGGGGCUACUGGGGAUCCUGGUCGUCUUGGAGAGCCAGGACUUCCUGGUGCCAGAGGUUUGACUGGAAAUCCAGGAGUCCAAGGUCCAGAGGGAAAGCCAGGUCCACUGGGAGCUUCUGGAGAAGAUGGCCGUCCAGGUCCUCCUGGUCCAAUUGGAAUUCGUGGUGAAACUGGUACCAUGGGGCCUGCAGGCCCAAAAGGCAACAGUGGAGAUCCUGGCAAGCCAGGUGAACAAGGCAGUGCAGGAGUUCCUGGACAAAGGGGAGCUCCUGGAAAAGAUGGUGAAGUUGGCCCAUCUGGUCCUGGUGGUCCAUCUGGACCUGCAGGAGAGAGAGGGGAACAAGGGUCACCAGGUCCUACAGGAUUCCAGGGAUUACCAGGUCCACCAGGUCCUCCUGGAGAGACUGGGAAGCCAGGUGACGAGGGAGUUCCUGGAGAUUCUGGAGCUGCAGGUCCCCUUGGUCCAAGAGGAGAGCGUGGUAAUCCCGGUGAAAGAGGAGAACCAGGCGCUUCAGGACUUCAAGGUGAAAAGGGUAUGGCUGGAGGUCAUGGACCUGAUGGACCAAAGGGAAGUCCAGGUCCAACUGGAACAUCUGGAGAUGUUGGACCACCUGGUCUGCAAGGUAUGCCUGGAGAAAGAGGGAUAGCUGGAACAUCAGGCCCAAAAGGUGACAGAGGCGGUAUGGGAGAAAAAGGUUCUGAAGGUACAGCUGGCAAUGAUGGAGCAAGAGGUCUUCCUGGUCCACUCGGACCAUCUGGUUCUGCAGGCCCAUCAGGUGAAAAGGGUGAGCCUGGUCCAAGAGGUGUGAUGGGUCCAGUUGGGUCACGUGGAACUCCUGGCUCUCGAGGAGAAAAUGGUCCCACCGGUCCUGUUGGUUUUGCUGGUCCACCGGGACCUGAUGGACAACCUGGAGUGAAAGGAGAACCUGGAGAGUCUGGUCAAAAAGGGGAUGCUGGAUCUCCUGGUCCUCAAGGUCUUUCUGGAUCUCAUGGGCCACAUGGACCUCAUGGUGUGAAUGGACUAAAGGGUGGUAGAGGAACACAAGGACCCCCGGGAGCAACAGGAUUUCCUGGUUCGGCUGGCAGAGUUGGACCUCCUGGGUCUGCUGGAGCUGUGGGACCUCCUGGUCCUAUUGGUGAUCCAGGCAAGGAAGGUCCACCAGGUAUUCGUGGUGAGCCUGGCGCACAUGGUAGAAUUGGAGACAGAGGUCCUGCUGGCCCCUCUGGAAGUCCUGGUGAUAAAGGAGACUCUGGAGAUGAUGGACAGCCAGGUCCUGAUGGUCCACCAGGUCCAUCUGGAACAACAGGUCAAAGGGGUAUAGUUGGCAUGCCCGGGCAAAGAGGAGAAAGAGGAAUGCCAGGUCUUCCAGGGCCAGCUGGAUCCCCUGGAAAACUUGGUCCCACUGGUUCUUCUGGAGAGAAAGGUCCAUCUGGUCCCAUUGGUAUUCCAGGUGCUAAUGGUCCCGUUGGAGAGCCAGGUGCAGAGGGUCCUUCUGGUAACGAUGGUGCCCCUGGACGAGAUGGAGCUCUUGGAAAACGUGGUGAUCGUGGUGAUCCUGGACCUGAAGGCCUAGCUGGAUCUCAAGGUGCUCCAGGAACAUCAGGACCCGUAGGUGCACCAGGAGAAGCUGGACCAAGAGGUGAAAUAGGAUCCCGUGGUCCCAUGGGUCCUCCAGGUAGAGCUGGAAAACGAGGCUUUCCGGGGCCCCAAGGACCACGUGGAGACAAAGGAGACAAUGGUGAACGUGGAGAAAGAGGACAAAAGGGACACAGAGGUUUUACUGGUUUGCAAGGUCUUCCAGGUUCACCUGGUAUUAUUGGAGAACAAGGUGCUACUGGUCUUCCUGGUCCUUUCGGCCCCAGAGGUCCACCUGGUCCAACUGGGCCUCCAGGUAAAGAAGGUAAUCAUGGAUCAAGUGGACCGAUUGGACCUCCAGGACCAAGAGGGACUGUUGGUGAAGCUGGGCCAGAGGGCCCCCCUGGUGAUGCUGGUCCACCAGGCCCCCCUGGACCCCCAGGCCUUCUAACAGCUGCCUUAGAUGAUCUAUUAGGUGGCUAUGAUGAUACUAUGCCAGAUCCUCUUCCAGAAUUCACUGAAGAUGAAGCAGCAGGGGAUGGUAAAAAGAAUGAUCCAGGUGUUCAAGCGACUCUAAAAUCACUAAGCAGCCAAAUAGAGACAAUGCGUAGACCUGAUGGCUCUAAGAAGAAUCCAGCACGCACAUGUGAUGAUCUGAAACAAUGUCAUUCUUCAAAGAAAAGUGGAGAGUACUGGAUAGAUCCAAACCAAGGCUGCUCUGAAGAUGCCAUCAAGGUUUAUUGUAAUAUGGAAACAGGGGAGACUUGUAUAUCAGCAAAUCCUGCCAAAAUACCUAUUAAGACCUGGUGGACUGGUAAAGGGGGAGAUAAUUUCAAGCCCAUAUGGUAUGGUGUGGAUAUGAAUAAAGGAGCACAGUUCGUCUAUGGAGAAAGCGAUUCCCCAAAUACCGCUGUCACGCAAAUGACCUUUUUGCGUCUUCUGUCAAAAGAGGCUUCCCAAAAUAUUACCUAUUAUUGUAAAAAUGCAAUUGGAUAUUUGGAUGAGAAAAAUCAGAAUCUAAAGAAAGCUGUCAUUCUUAAAGGUGCAAAUGAUCUUGAUAUUAGAGCAGAAGGGAACAGCCGUUUCAGAUAUACAGUUUUGGAAGACACUUGUUCGAAACGCAGUGGAAAUGCAGGCAAGACUGUCUUUGAAUACAGAACACAAAAUGUGAAACGCCUACCCAUUAUCGAUAUUGCCCCUGUGGACGUUGGCGGUGCAGAUCAAGAAUUUGGAGUAGACAUUGGGCCAGUUUGCUUUUUGUAAAUCACCAACAGAACAAUCUAAAAACUUUAGGUGACUGACGUUAUCCUGAGACUCUUGAAAAUAAUAGCUGGCAACACCAGCACUGUACAUACAGGUUUCCAUGAAUUGCCAUUUUGUUAAUUGCCUGACCUACCACCAAGUAUUUAUUUUACAUUUUUUUUAUUCAAGAGCAGAAAUACUGUAAAAGGACCAACGUUUCUUUAUAGUUUUCAUUUGCGGUUAAUUCUUUCAUAUUUAGGAGUGAUCCAGCAUCUAAUUGGGAAAUGUAUAGCCAAUGUUCUAAUGUUUACAUCAAUGCAUGCCCAAUAUCUUGACAUGUGAAGCUACAUUUUUAGAUUUUACUUGUCCAUGUCUAAAAAUGUGUUUUAAGGCACCAUUGUUUUACUUUGGAUCCAGUUCAUCAAGCUUUAUAUUUUACUUUGUACAAUUAGUGGUAAAUAAGCUAAAACACUGACAUAUUUGGUAAAAGCCAUAUGUCAGUAUUGGGGUCCUUUCCCAAUUUGCCAAAUCCACAUUGCCUGUGAAUAUUCUUCCCCAAGGUUUCCAUUGUAUCUGUACCAUUCACAGUGUUCAUAUUUUGAUGAAUUGGUUGGUUUGGCGCAGGUUUCUGGAUAGUUUUAGAUGUCAAUAUUUAUUAUUGUCAUUUUGGUUGUGAAAGAUUUCAUAAACCUACAAGGUUAUUUCUAUUUUCAGCAAUCGAUCACUUUACACAUUAUACGUAUGGACAGAUUAGUAAUACAUUUACCAUUCAAUCGAAAUUGUUGUACAAAAUACUGUAAAAAUUGGUUACAAAGCUUGAUGGAUUUUUGAUAUCUCUUUUCGUAUUAUAGUUUAUCUGUAAUGCAAAGACAUUGAAGUGAAAGUCAAGGCACCAGAAUAAAAUUCAUUAGAGAAACUAAUAUCUAUGUCCAUUAAUAAAUCUUCACUUAUAAAAUUAAAUAGUAGAAGUAACAAUACAUGUUCCUUUAAAAUCAGGCCACAUAUUCUUGUUGGUCUUCUCCCUUUUUUAAAAGAUGCAGCCCUAUAGGGAUCACUGCAGAGAUUUAACCUGAUAAUAGACAUGGAACUGGGGCGAGGGGGGGGGGGGGUACUAUGCUAUUAAUAACCCUUUAUUAGUGGAGGGAAUAGUGCUAAUGUCACUGAUGUGUUGCAUUGCCCAGUGUAUCUGCCCCUGAUCAUUGGUGGCACUAUUAGAGACAAAAAUGUUGCAAUUUACUUGCUUGUCUCCACUUCAUUACAUAAGAAAUGUUCCCCAGAUUGGGACUCAGAUUUAGUGCCUGUUAUAGCAUGAGUGUUGACUGCAGAGUAAUAACAUAAAAGGUAAGGUGUAUUAAUUAGAGCCAAAGUGUUGAUGAAAAAAUAUUGCUAUGACUUUCACUUUAUAUAAGUAUGUAUAAACAUAUGAUAUUCAAUGUGGUGCAGAAUGAAAAAAAAUAUAGAAAUAUUUAUUUACGAGUUUUAUAGGCAAGUUUUUUUUAUUUACAUGUCUUUUUUAAGUACACAUACCAUAUCACUCGAAAAAAAUUGAUUUAAAAAAUGAGGGAAUAUAUCCAUAACACAAACAAACUGUUAUGUACAGUUGAUGAAUCAUAUUUUCUUUUUUUACCCACAACAAGAUGUCAGGUACAAUAGGAUCAAACAUUUCAUAGCAUAAGCUACCUCAUCUCGUGAUGCUGGGAUGCAUUUAAAAUACAUUUGUUUCUUGUUGCAUAUAAAAAGGUGCUGUGCUGUUGUUGUAAAGAGAAUAGGGAAAGUCCAAAAAAUGUCUGAUGGUGCUAAAAAUUCCUUUUGUAAAGUCCUGAAUAAAUAAAAAAUUUACAGUUGCCCGUAAAGGAUAUUAUUUUAUACAUUUAAUGUGCUUUUCAUACUCUUUAUUAAGUACAUGCUCUGUACAUAUAUAUAAAUAUUAGCUUUGCUUUAA